This is a messenger RNA of Brassica oleracea var. oleracea, 1485 nucleotides long. Its product is annotated as nifU-like protein 4, mitochondrial. The record is from RefSeq and is a predicted model, not a curated record. Gene Ontology annotation, cellular component: mitochondrion. Bases 769 to 1107 code for a protein of 112 amino acids. The transcript has 5 exons. NCBI's taxonomy places the organism in Eukaryota, Viridiplantae, Streptophyta, Magnoliopsida, Brassicales, Brassicaceae.
GGUUGAUUAGGGCUCCAUCGCUUUCCUUCUUCCACGGGAGAGUUAACUCACCGCCUCCAUUUUUGUUAAUCUUCAAAGUGUCUCUUCUCAUCUCUUCACCUUCCCUAAAGUUCAAUGUCUUCAUUUAAUUUACCAAUAAUUGUUAUUCACAUUGAAAUUUUGUAACGAUUCCGACCUCUUCGUUUCUUCAGCGUCAAAUCUAUAAAUACGCAAUGGUUGAGAGUUUGAUAACCUUCACAAUCACAUUCAGUCUAUAUCCUUUAUCGAGCGUAGAGAUAUUCUGAAAAAAUGUCUUCCUCUGAUGAUGUUGUUGCACAAUGCGCCUUCAACACUCUCCGAGACUCGGUAGCUCUGUCCAGAUCAUUGUUGGUCGUCUACUCCGUUUUUGGGACUCGAAAAACAUCAAGAAGAAAGGUGAAAUCAUGGGAAUCACUCUACUCCUCCUUGAUGAGAAGAAUUCGGAGAUUCCGAUGCUGCAGCUUUGAUAUCAACUUGACCUCGUUCUUGAACUCUACCAUUCCUUGGCCUGUGUUUGUUGACAACCUCUUCACAGCUAUCUUCAUACCAUUCUCCAACACUCCCUGAAGAUAAACAAAACAACUUGUUACUAAACAUUGUUUUAUGCCCUAUUUUAAGCAAUCUGCAGCAGAUUUUUCAUUGUUUUAGUGAUGUGUGAGUCUUCGCUCACAUUCCGUAAUAACUGCUCUGUUUUUUUUUUUCAGGAAACUGAAAACAGAGGAGCUGCGGAGCUCAAAGAACAACUCGACAAUGGCGGCGAAAAGCGGUUUCAGUGGUGAGAGUUAUGGACCACCCUUUCGUGAUCCGGUUCAUCCCCAAACAACCAUUGAUGAAGUUAUCGAGAAUGAUUAUGUCAUCAACCUACAAAUAUGGUUAUUAAGGCAGAGAAGGACGAUGUUUAUCCAAACGCAAUCUACUCAGAAUCCUUCUUCUCUAAUGUUUUAUCCUGGAAAACAAGUAGAGAUCGAAAGUGUUGAUUUUUCUAACGUUUGUUCAGCUUUAGGUUCUCCAUUAACCAAGUCCAUUUACUUCAUCGAUGGUGUGGUUCGAGUUUUCUUUGGGUCAGAUUUCGUCACUGUGACAGUCUGAUGAUGUAUCGUGGGAUAUACUAAAGCCUGAGAUAUUUGCAGCUAUCAUGGAUUUCUACUCUUCUUGCCAGCCUUUGUUUCUGGACUCGCAAGCUGCUGCUGCCAAGGACACAGCGACGAAUCAAAGAAGAACUUUUGGAUUUUUAUAUUUUUCUCGGUUUUGGCGGGAAACGCAAUUUCUCGGUUUUGGCGGAAAAACACAAUUUCUCGGUUUUGGCGGAAAACGCAAUUUCUCGGUUUUGGCAAGGAAACAUAAUUUCUCGGAUUUUGACGGGAAACACUAUUUUUCGGUUUUGGCAGGAAACACAAUUUUUCGAUUUUUGCGGAAAAAUGAAAUUUCUCGAUUUUGAGGGGAAAACAUAGUUUUACAGUUAUGACA